GCUGUGACGGUGAAGCCCCUCGUAACAGCACCACCACUAACGCACAACAACUCGGGAAAUCGAAAUUACAGGUAUCUACUGCACUGGCGGACUACGGUCAAGCGCGAAAAUAGAAAAAGGUAGAGAAUUGAGUAACGUGGAUGUGAUGUAAGAUACAAAUUAAUAAUGCUCAAAAUUAGUUAAGUUCACAAGUUUAUUAUUACCCUCGUUUUUUAUAUGAAUUUAGAUUCGCGUUAAGAGUAGCUAAAACGGUUCGGAAAAUUUGCUCGAGUCUUAUUAGUUAUUUGAGAUAUUCGCGGACAUUGAACGACGUGAUAAAUCCCUGCAUUGUAUUUGAGUGGGUGUGCUCGCCAACAAAUUGUAGGUUAUCUACUGGUAAUUGAAUUCGAUUCACUGAAUAAAUUUAACUGUUUUACAGUUGAAGCUUUCCAUCAAUAAACGUUUCGGAUUGCUAUCGGAAUUGUGAUAUCACCUCCCCCACAAUCUUCAAAAUUUGUUGCUGUAAGUGGGAACGACAAUGGAAGGACAAUCCAAUAAUACGGGAUUCAACUGUCGGCGAUGCAGUCUGCCAGAUUCAGCGGAUCACUUAGUGGCGUGCGACGUGUGUCAUGAAUGGGAACAUUUCCAAUGUGCCGGAGUAGAUGAUCAGAUUAAAGAUCAAUCCUACUUGUGUCCAGAAUGUUCUUCAAAGCAGGCGGAAAGAGGUGAAUGCAAUAGGCAUCUCAAACCCUCCGUUGCUGAUAAGACAAAUCGUUCGUCUAAGAGUUUGGCUAACAAAACUGGAUCGAGACGUGGUAAAAAGAGCGCUCAACCGGUAGUUACAGGAAGUGUGACUUCUAGCGCACGAGCGGCGUUUGAGGCGCAGAUGAAAAUGAUUGAAGAAGAGAGACAAAUAAUGGAACGCGAAUUGAUGAAACAGGAAAAUCUCCGCAAGCAAGAGCUGGAAGAAGAGCAACGUCAGCUAGACGAACAGCGCAAGUUAAUGCAGAAAGAAAAACUUCUGCGGGAGCGUAAGUUACACGAGUCUAAGCUAUUUCAAGCUAAGCAGCAACUGAUCAGACAGCAGUCGAUGGAGAAAAAACGGGAACUUCUGAAACAACUCGCCGAGUCUAGCGUUUUCGAAGGGACGAUUGUUGAUCCAGCUGACAAGGUUGGGGACUGGUUGAAAACCCUUUCGGUAAGCGAACGUGGCACAGAUGAAUCUGCAAAAACUAGUAAGGCACCGAAAUCCAGUUUAAGUUUCGACCCGAAGCCUCACCCGAGCCCCGAGCUGAUUUCCAGUCCGAAUCCCGGGGGGCCAUCGUCCCGAUCAACUGUCAGGGAUGUUGAUAAUAGCAUUGUGCAGACACCAGCAAAUGUUCAUUCGGUCUGUAUUUCACCACAUCAAAUUGCAGCUCGUCAGGUUAUGGGCAGAGAACUUCCUACGUUUGGCGGCCAUCCGGAAGAUUGGCCUAUCUUUAUUAGCAGCUUUGAGCAAUCGACGCUUGCGUGCGGAUACACUAAUGCGGAAAAUCUUAUCAGGUUACAGAGAUCUCUUAAAGGUCAUGCAUUGGAAUCAGUUCGAAGUCGAUUGUUACUUCCCGCCGGAGUGCCGCAUGUUAUUCAGACUUUGCAGACACUAUAUGGCCGGCCUGAAUUGUUGAUCCGAUCUCUGAUGGGAAAAAUUCGUCAGUUGCCAUCUCCAAAACACGAUAGGUUAGAAACCGUCAUGGAAUUCGGUCUAGCUGUACAAAACCUCGUAGACCAUCUCAAAGCGGCUCAUCAGGUAAACCAUCUGGCAAAUCCUGUUUUAAUGCAAGAAUUAAUUGAAAAGUUACCUGGACCCAUGAAACUUGAGUGGGCUAUUUUCAAAGGACGUUACUCGACGGUUACUUUAGAAACGUUCGGAGACUUUAUGUCACGGUUAGUUAAUGCAGCGAGUGAAGUGACAUUCGAGUUACCAUGUUUUGGGAGAUCGUCGAGACAGGAUAAACAGAAACCGAAAGAAAAGGUGUUUGUGCAAACACAUACAACGGAUUCUAGUAUGACUGCUGGGUCCCACAAGAUAGAUAAACAAGUUACGGGAAAGGUCUGCAACAUAUGUGGUUUGGCAGGUCAUCGCGUGGUCGAAUGUUCUAAAUUCAAGGGACUAAAUAUGGACGAAAGAUGGAACAUUGUACAGCGAAAAGGAUUGUGUCGUACCUGUCUAAACAAUCACGGGAAAUGGCCUUGUAAGUCAUGGAAAGGAUGUGAGAUAGAUAACUGCCGUGAUAGACACCAUACACUUCUUCAUUCAUCAACGAUGAAAGUAUCUGCUAGUCAUAUCAAUCAAAGCAUCUAUCAGUCGCCGUUAUUUCGCAUAAUACCAGUAAUGUUAUAUGGAAGAGAUGCUGGUCGAACAAUUUUCGCAUUCAUCGACGAAGGUUCAUCGGUAUCGCUACUCGAAGAAAAUGUUGCUAAAACGCUGGGAGUAAAAGGCGAAACAGAACCCCUAACGUUGCAAUGGACAGGGAAUAUGACACGAAAUGAACUUCGCUCCCAGCUAGUGAAAAUCGAAAUUGCUGGUGUAGGAAGUGCAAGUCAGCGAAAACAUAUUCAAGCUCGCACAGUUAAACAGUUGGUUCUUCCCAAACAAACGAUGCGCUAUCGUGAUCUUGCUCAACAGUUUCAUCACUUAAGAGGGCUUCCGAUCGAUGACUACGCCGAAGUUCAACCGAAGCUAUUAAUAGGCUUGGAUAAUUUACGCUUGAUUGUACCGAUACGACUACGGGAAGGGAAAAGCAAUGAACCGAUUGCAGCUAAGUGUCGACUGGGUUGGAGCGUAUACGGUUACUAUGGUAAUAAUCGUGUCAGAAACGCAACUCUCAAUUUUCACCUCGGUGGAAUCUGUGACUCCGAUCGCCUGCUCAAUGAGCAGCUGCGUGAUUACUUCGCGAUAGAAAAUGCUGGUGUUACGAUUCCCAUAGAAAAUCUCGAAUCCGAAGACGAUAAGCGUGCUAGGAAGAUAUUGAAGGAGACGACGCGUCGGACGGAUUCUGGCUUUGAAACUGGUCUGCUUUGGAGAGUAGAUGAUCCAUGCUUCCCGGACAGCUAUCCAAUGGCUCUCCGCCGUUUACGAGCACUGGAAAAGAAGCUAAUGAAAAACCCCAUUCUGAUGAAUCGAGUGAACGAGAUAAUUUCGGAUUACGAGGCAAAGGGCUACGCACAUAGAGCUACAGAUGAUGAGCUGCAACUUAUCGAAGCGAAACGCGUAUGGUAUUUACCGUUGGGCAUUGUGCUUCAUCCGAAGAAACCUGGAAAAGUCCGGCUUAUCUGGGAUGCAGCAGCUAAAGUGAACGGAGUCUCUUUCGAUUCAAAAUUAUUGAAGGGACCAGAUAUGCUCACUCCUCUUCCGUUUGUUCUCAGCAGAUUCCGACAGUUCCCUGUAGCUGUGUGUGGAGACAUCAGGGAGAUGUUCCACCAAAUCAAGAUACGCACACCCGAUUGUCAGUCUCAACGUUUUCUCUGGCGCCAACACUGUUCGGAACGUCCUACCGUGUUUGUUAUGGACGUGGCCACCUUUGGGUCAACUUGUUCGCCCACAUCGGCUCAGUACAUCAAAAAUUUGAACGCUCAGGAGUUUGCGCACAAAUAUCCACGAGCGGCAGACGUUAUUAUGAAGAGCCAUUACGUCGAUGACCUUCUAGAUAGUUUUCGAACGAUUCAGGAGGCAGUAGAGGUAAUCAACGAAGUGAAACUUGUGCAUUCUUUAGGCGGCUUCGAGAUUCGCAACUUCCGGUCCAAUAGUGUGAAAGUUCUCAAAGAGAUCGGUGCGCAUCCAAUCGGAGAUUGUAAAGAUUUAACUUUGGAUCGUCGAGGAGUUACAGAAUCUGUCUUAGGAAUGAGUUGGAUUCCGUCUGAAGAUAUGUUUACGUAUACGUUCAUUCUUCGGGAUGAUUUGCAGCAGAUACUGGAGAAAGGACGCAUACCUACGAAACGUGAGGUGUUGAAGGUCGUCAUGAGCCUGUUUGACCCGCUCGGACUACUUUCGUUUUUCUUAGUCCAUGGUAAAAUUCUAAUCCAGGAUUGCUGGGCGUGUGGUUUAUCUUGGGAUGACCCAAUAGGCGAUGAACUUUGCGAACGAUGGAGGCGGUGGACAAACCUAUUUCCUCAGUUAAGUGACCUGCGAAUUCCUCGAUGCUAUUUCAAACAACCAUUUCCAAGCGAUUUUAGUGGACUUCAGGUUCACAUCUUUGUAGAUGCCAGUGAAGUGGCAUAUUCGUGCGUGGCAUAUUUUCGCCUACCAGUACAGCAGGGACUUCAGGUGUCCUUGAUUGCUGCUAAAACGAAGGUAGCCCCAUUGAAAACAUUGUCCAUUCCGCGUCUUGAAUUGAAAGCCGCUGUUUUAGGAGUCCGAUUGCUGGAUUCAAUAAUAAAAUCUCACACCCUUACAAUAUCUCAACGAUUUCUUUGGACGGAUUCCUCUACGGUCCUUGCAUGGAUACAAUCCGACCAUCGAAAAUAUCCAAAGUUCGUGGCCGUACGUGUCGGCGAGAUUCUGAUGAGCAGCGACCCGCAAGAGUGGAGGUGGAUUCCAACCAAGAUGAACAUCGCCGAUGAUGCCACAAAGUGGAAGUCCGACAUGAACCUUCGUUCCAACAGUCAGUGGUUCCGUGGGCAUAGCAUUCUGUGGGAGGAUGACGCAAAUUGGCCGGCGCCUCGAAAGUUCACAACAGUUCCAGAAGAAAACACUCCAGUGUUACUACAUGUCACUCUGAACACUUUGGUUGACGUCAGUCGUUUCAGUAGCUGGGAAAAACUGCAUCGUAGUAUGGCUUACGUCAUUCGUUUUAUCGAAAAUAUUCGUCGAAAACAAGCGGAUAUUUCUUUAGAGAGGAUGGCUCUCACGCAGGCCGAGCUUAAAUCUGCCGAAGAAGCACUAUGGAAAGCGGCACAAUCUGAUGGUUUUCCAACUGAAAUCUCCAUUCUUUUAAAGACGCAAGGUCCUCCCGAGAAUCGUCACGCUGUCGUCCAUAAGUCUAGUUCGAUCUACAAAACUUGGCCGUAUAUCGAUGAACGCGGCAUUCUGCGAAAACGUGGGCGCAUCAACGCAGCACCUUACUCGUCGUUUGAAGCAAAGUUUCCAGUUAUUUUGCCAAGACAGCAUCGGAUUUCUUUCUUGUUAGCCGACUGGUAUCACCGCCGUUUUCGACACGCAAACCGUGAAACUGUUGUCAACGAAAUGCGUCAACGAUUUGAAAUUUCAAAAUUGCGAGUACUUUUAAAAAAGGUACUAAACGAUUGCGUCUGGUGUCGUGUAGCUCAGGCAUCUCCUAGGCCACCUCCAAUGGCUAAUCUCCCAGCUUUCAGAUUAACGCCAAAUGUACGUCCCUUCACAUUCACUGGCCUGGACUACUUCGGUCCCGUUUUUGUUAAAGUUGGUAGGAGUCUGGCUAAGCGUUGGAUAGCAUUAUUCACCUGCCUCACAAUCCGUGCGGUACACAUCGAAGUCGUCCACAGUCUAUCGACCGAAUCGUGUAUAAUGGCGGUACGGCGUUUCGUCGCUCGUAGAGGACCCCCAGCGGAGUUUCAUACAGACAACGGAACAUGUUUUACUGGUGCAAACAACGAACUGAAGAAAGAAAUUGAAUGCAGAAAUGGAGCAUUGGCACUAACAUUUACUAGUGCGCAAACGCGUUGGCGAUUCAUCCCUCCAGGUACACCUCACAUGGGAGGCGUGUGGGAGCGGCUCGUAAGGUCUAUAAAGGUUGCUGUUGGAUUCGCUUUGGAAACAUCUCGAAAUCCCGACGAUGAGACAAUGUUGACGAUCAUGUUGGAAGCGGAGGCCAUUGAAGCUCGAACGGAGUCAAAAUUCUUUCAACGACACAGGUAG
This is a messenger RNA of Malaya genurostris, 5851 nucleotides long. RefSeq lists its product as uncharacterized. The coding region runs from base 518 to 5851 and encodes 1777 amino acids. Gene Ontology annotation, biological process: DNA integration. The transcript has 3 exons. NCBI's taxonomy places the organism in Eukaryota, Metazoa, Arthropoda, Insecta, Diptera, Culicidae. The record is from RefSeq and is a predicted model, not a curated record. Gene Ontology annotation, molecular function: nucleic acid binding.